This is a messenger RNA of Suillus fuscotomentosus, 384 nucleotides long. RefSeq lists its product as uncharacterized. NCBI's taxonomy places the organism in Eukaryota, Fungi, Basidiomycota, Agaricomycetes, Boletales, Suillaceae. The record is from RefSeq and is a predicted model, not a curated record. The transcript is spliced from 3 exons. Bases 1 to 384 code for a protein of 127 amino acids.
AUGGUCUUUCAGACCCGGUUUCUAUGUUGUGGGAAAGUACGUGCACCGCGCACCUCCAGGAAACCCUCGCGCACCUCCAGAAAACCCUCGCACCCUCCAGAAAACCCUCCCGAUCCUCCCAGAGAACCUCUCGUACCCCUCCAGAAAACCCUCCAGCCUCUCCCGUGGCUCCAAUGCACCGAGCUUGGGAGCCUUACUCCUCCCCGUUUCGCACUCAUGCACUGCGCACCUCCAGGGAACCCUCACGUGCAUCCAGGAAACCCUCGCGUGCCUCCAGGAAACCCUCGCGUGCCUCCAGGAAACCCUCGCGUGCCUCCAGGAAACCCUCGCGUGCCUCCAGGAAACCCUCGCAUGCAUCCAGAAAACCCUCCUGAUCCUCCAUAA